This is a messenger RNA of Engraulis encrasicolus (European anchovy), 812 nucleotides long. RefSeq lists its product as uncharacterized. The transcript has 3 exons. The coding region runs from base 124 to 780 and encodes 218 amino acids. The record is from RefSeq and is a predicted model, not a curated record. Lineage: Eukaryota; Metazoa; Chordata; Actinopteri; Clupeiformes; Engraulidae.
AGAUCAAGGGAUACUAAGGUAGACAACAGCAACAAGAAGAAAUCUGGUAAAGGAAUUUGGAAGAGACUGGCUAACCCAAGCAAGAAAAAACUAAGAAAAGAGGCCAAGCAACUGAGAAAUCAAAUGGCCGAUAGAAAGAGGGAGGUCCAUGUGAUGGACAUAAUCUCUGAGGCAGAAGAAGAACCUGUGAAGGCCCCACGUCCACGUCCGGUGAAGUGGGAGACACUCUAUGAGAAUCCAGAGGAUAUCAGGAUUGAGAACAUAGUCUUCCACAAGGCCUGGGUACAUGCUACCCAGCACAGCCAGGAUGUUGUCAGCCCAGAAGUACAUGUGGGGAUGCCUGAGGGAGACACAGCCCGGGCCAAGGCUGAGAUUCCGCUCAGUAUUGACCUGCUGGAGUCUGUCUAUGCCAACUUGUCCUGUAUUGACAUGGAUCUACUGCAUCAUCUGGAGCAACUCUCUAAGGAUUUUUCCAAAGGAGAUUACAGCGGUGGUGAUCAGCCUUCCCAGGCCAGUGAGAGCCCUGUGCUGGUCCCCAACGCUGGAGACCGAGUGCUGGUGCAGUGGCAUCUGACCAUGCAUGAGGAGGAUGAGAAGGAGAAGGAGAAGGAGGGCAUUCUCUUGGAGGAGGAGAGGAGGCAGCUGCUGCCCUGGGUCCAACAAGGAGGACUGGCCAUUAUCAAUACAGCAGCAGCCCAGAUGAAAUAUAUUUGGGCACUAUUGUUCAGUAAUAUUUUCGUGCAAAUGAUGCAGAAACUACAUUCAUUCAUCAAUAUUUAAUAACAUUAUUGAUUUAGUAUACUAGUCAAAUA